AUGACUGAAAAUUUUAAAUCAUUUAGUGAUGUACCUGUCACAAGAAGACAAAUCGAAAACUGUUCUUUUUCAAACUGGUACCCAUUCUUUAAAGAUUACACACCUAAAGCUGAAAUAAUAAAACCUAUACCAGAAAAGUUUGUCCAAUACUUAGAACAAGACGGUAUUUCAUUACCUACUGAGCAACAUACAUCUUCCUUCUAUACAGGUCCUAUUGAAAAAAACGAAGAAAAUGAAUAUAGUGACUGGGAAGAAGAUGAAGAAGAUUUGAAUGUACAAGAUGAAGAUUCUAGUGACGAAGAAGAUAAAGAAUCUCAAACCCCCAAAUUAGAUCCCGUUAUAGACUUUCCUGAAUUUCAUAAUCGGUUGAAAAGUGUAUUAGAAAAAUUUGGUGCAGUUACACCUAAGUUAAAUUGGUCUGCACCACAGGAUGCUACUUGGAUAUUACCAAACAAUUCUAUGAAAUGUACAGAGGUGAACGAGCUUUAUUUAAUAUUGAAUGCUUCAAACUAUAUUAUGCAUGAUUUACAAUAUGCAUUUGAUGAUUGCUCAGAUUCAAAUGAUACCAAGGAAAAACCAACAUAUGAACUAAUUUUAAGGAAAUGGUUUGAUAUAAAUCCGGCAUUAGAAUUUAGAGUAUUUGUCAAAGAAAACCAAGUUGUUGGCGUUUCACAAAGAGACCUAAACUACUACGAUUAUUUGAAACCACUUGGUGAUACAUUCAAGGAUUUAAUAGACGAAUUUGUAGAAGAUACCGUGAUCCCCAAAUUCCCUGAUGAUAGUUUUGUAUUAGAUAUUUAUAUUCCAAGACCUUUUGACAAAAUAUUUUUAAUUGAUAUCAAUCCAUUUGCAAAGAAGACAGAUCCAUUAAUGUUUUCUUGGAACGAACUAAUGACGAAGGAGAAAAACGAAGAAGAUGAUUAUGAAUUAAGGUUAGUUUUAAAGAAUAAUACAGGUAGAUUUGCUUGUAAAGAACAUUCAGAGAAUCAAGUUCCUGAUGAUGUCGUACAAGCCAGUUUGGACCCAAAUUCAAUAAGGGAACUGGCAGAAAAAUGGAAGGAAUUAUUAGCCAUGCAAGAUAAGGAGGAAACUAGCCAUUGA
Maudiozyma saulgeensis is the source of this 1101-nucleotide messenger RNA. The record is from the annotation of a GenBank genome assembly. NCBI's taxonomy places the organism in Eukaryota, Fungi, Ascomycota, Saccharomycetes, Saccharomycetales, Saccharomycetaceae.